AUGGCGUCGAGCCCCCCAAUCGCCACUGUCUACGUGCGCAACCUCGAGGAGCGCGUCAAGCCGGAGCCCCUGAAGGAGGCCCUGAGCGAGAUCUUCUCCGAGUAUGGCAACAUCAUCGACAUCGUCGCCAAGACGAACCUGAAGGCCAAGGGCCAGGCGUUCAUCGUCUUCGACAGCCCCGAGGCUGCGCAGCAAGCUAUCGAGGAAGUCCAAGGCUUUGAGCUCUUCGACAAACCGAUGCAGCUAGCGCUGGCAAGGACACGCAGUGAUGCGACGGUCAAGACGUUCGGCUCUGAGGAGGACUUUGAGCUGCAUAAGCGACGACGAACCGCCGAGAAAGACAAGAAGAAGGCCAUCGAGGCGGCACAAGACCAGCAACGUCUCAAGCGUCCCGGUGCCGCUGGCCCAGAAGCCGUACGACCAGCCAAGACGGCGAGAGGCGCUGGUCUCAAGGCGACAGGACCCUCUGCCGCUGCCGUUGUGCCCGACGAGUAUCUCCCGCCGAACAAGGUCCUUUUCAUCCAGAACAUCCCCGACGACUACGAUGUCGAGGCGCUCACCAGCAUCUUUGGCCGCUUCGACGGCUUCCGCGAAGCGCGUCUGGUGCCUGGUCGCCGCGGUAUUGCAUUCGUCGAGUACGAUGCGGAGGCGGGUGCUAUCACGGCCAAGGAGAACACCGCUGGCAUGUCGCUGAAUGGUGGAUCGCAUACCAUGAAAGUUACGUACCAACGGCAGUAG
Messenger RNA from Phaeoacremonium minimum UCRPA7, 738 nucleotides. Its product is annotated as putative rna recognition domain-containing protein. Bases 1 to 738 code for a protein of 245 amino acids. The transcript has 3 exons. The record is from RefSeq and is a predicted model, not a curated record. NCBI's taxonomy places the organism in Eukaryota, Fungi, Ascomycota, Sordariomycetes, Togniniales, Togniniaceae. Gene Ontology annotation, cellular component: ribonucleoprotein complex; nucleus; cytoplasm. Gene Ontology annotation, molecular function: mRNA binding.